ACCAACAGGUUUUCUUCGCCACCAUAUUUUUUGCUUUGGCUCUCACUCCUCUUUCUUUCUCUUUCUUUCUCCGUGUGUGUGUCUUUGCUCUCUUUGUUGCUGUGGAAGAUGGGGGAAGAAGAGUGGGUUAGAGAGGCUAUGACGGACGAUAGGAUGGUGGCGGAACUGCUGAUGCGGCUCCGCCAGUCGAAAGAGGAUACGUCUUUGCCGGCGAAGAGACUGGUGGCUGUGUUGCCUGUGUGGGGGAUGAGGCAACCACGGUCGAGGCAGAUUUUGAGAUGCAAUACCGUUCAGGUGAAGAAAGAAGGGGAUUCGACGAGAGCCAGUCCGACGACGCCACUUUCCUGGAGUGGAGGUACGUCUUUAAGCGGUAGCGGCACUGUCGAUGGUUACGAGGAGUCCAGCUGUCCUUUGAAGCGCAAAAGCGGUGUUAGAUCUAAGGUUAUUUCUACUAGUGAAAAUGGCGGAAAAAGGUCAAGAAAAAAGAAGACAUUCGCAGAACUUAAGGAGGAGGAGAGUUUUUUGUUGAAGGAAAGGAUAAAUUUAAAGAAGGAGUUAGCAACACUUAGGGCCAAAUUUGAGGAACAGAGGACUUGGAAUGUGACCUUGAAGAAAAUGAAGUUUGAUAUGCAGCUCCAAUCAGCAAAAGAAGAACCUGCAAAAAUCGAAUUGAAGGAAGCAGAUGGUGAUGUACCCAACCAGACACAGGCUAAUCCAGUUGGUCACUCUCCUUCAGUCUUUCCAAAACAUGACACAUCUGAUGAACAUGAUGCUGUGGCAUACCCUUCUUCUGUUCCUGAUUCUUGCAGAAUACAAGAGGAGGAUGGUGAUAAGGCCAAUAAUUUCUUUGAGCUACCCGAUCUGAAUCUGCCUUUGGAAGAGGACUCAAACUCUGAGGUAUUAUAUGGAAUAAGCUGAGGAAAGACUUAAGUUGCUUAUGGAUCUUCAUCUUCUUUCCCAAGCUGGUUGGUUUGAUGGGCUCAAGAUCAGCAACUAUAUAUAUAUAUAUAGAACCCGUCUUCUAGCGCUGCUGGCGAAGUUGGAAAUAAUGCCACAGCCAUUGCUGCUGACAGAAGAAGAAGUUGGCUGUGAGUGAUGGAGAAGGUACUGAGGGUAGUGUAGAGAACCUAACCAUUAGAUACAGAGAUGGAAUUUUUUUUUUUAUUAUUAUUAUUUUAAAUUCAGGUUUCUUCUCUUCUACCUUCGUCCGCAAUUCUUUUGGGGCCAACCCUCAUUACUUCCUCUUUUCUGGAAAUAUUUACUGAUAAAAUUGUAAUUAACAAUGGAGAAUCAGAUCUCAUGAUUCCAAUUUUUCAAUUUUGUUCGUCGUUCA
Molecule: messenger RNA, 1333 nt
Organism: Macadamia integrifolia
Lineage: Eukaryota; Viridiplantae; Streptophyta; Magnoliopsida; Proteales; Proteaceae
Exons: 5
Coding region: 109-918 (269 amino acids)
Source: RefSeq, a predicted model, not a curated record